AGCCAAGCCCUCGUUGGUACCGGUCACGAACUGAGCUUGAAUCAUGUUGUGCUGUUGGCGGGUAGUGGGCAAGCGUCUCGUAAACCUGCAAAUCAGCGAGCAACUGGCACGCACAACUACAGCCCCCGAGGCAACACAACCGGCCGAUUUUUGUAA
Molecule: messenger RNA, 156 nt
Organism: Protopolystoma xenopodis
Lineage: Eukaryota; Metazoa; Platyhelminthes; Monogenea; Polystomatidea; Polystomatidae
Source: the annotation of a GenBank genome assembly